GUUUGUUUAUUUUGGACGUGACAAUAUAUCCAUAUUCCGGGACUGGACUGGGAAAGUUGUGCGUGUGUGUGUGUGAGAGUGAACAUGUCUGUUUCGCUGUUGUGUAACCGUGUGCUCGGGUGUCGAAAUGCUUUUCAUACAUUCUCACGGCGUUUUAUUAUCGACAUGUCCUAUUCACAACACUUCAUGGAUUAUAAACGCUCGGCAAUCCCGAGCAGUAUGAAGAAGAUGAUGGCCACCAAACGAAGCCCCAACUUUCGAGAAGCCGUUUCCGUUCAGAUACUUCCGGUUCCGACCCCGAACGACCACGAGCUGCUCAUCCGGAACCGAUACGUCGGGAUAAAUGCAUCUGAUAUUAACUACUCAGCCGGCCGUUACGACCCCUCCGUCUCCCCUCCAUUUCCAGUAGGAUUUGAGGGUGUAGGAGAAGUGGUGGCGUUGGGUUUGAGCGCCAGUUCCCGUUUCGCAGUGGGUGACACGGUGGGAUAUUUAAACGACGGCGCGUUUGCCGAAUACACGCUCGUCUCUGCGGGAAAAGUGAUUCCUUUAAAAGAGCCACAACCGGAAGCAUUAGCAGUGAUCGUGAGUGGAGCAACCGCCCUCAUCGCCCUGCAGCGUCUCGGGGAAUUAAAGCACGGGGAAACUGUGCUGGUGACCGCUGCCGCCGGAGGAACCGGACACUUUGCCGUCCAGUUUGCCAAGAUGGCCGGGUGCCAUGUGGUGGGCACGUGCUCUUCUCCUGAGAAGGUGGAGUUUCUGAAGAGCAUCGGUUGUGAUCGGCCGAUCAACUACAAGGAAGAGGACUUAGCCACAACGCUACGCAGGGAGUAUCCGAAAGGCGUGGAUGUGGUGUACGAGUCAGUCGGGGGCGCCGUGUUUGACCUGGCCGUUAAUAAUUUGGCUCAAAACGGGCGCCUGCUUGUGGUGGGCUUCAUCUCUGGUUAUCAGAGUGAGUCAGGUCUGCAACCUGUCAGAGGAGCCACACUUCCUGCCAAACUCCUGCAGAAAUCAGCCAGCGUGAGGGGCUUCUUCCUGCCCCACUUCCUGUCAGACUACAGUGAGUGUGUGCUGAAAGCAAUGCAGAUGCAAGAGAAGGGGAAGCUAUUGUGCGCCAUCGAUGAUGGACAGAUGGACAAGGAAGGGCGAUUUGUGGGGCUGGAGUCAGUCUACAGAGCAAUAGAUUAUAUGUAUGCCGGAAAGAACCAAGGCAAAGUGGUGGUGGAAAUGAAUCCUUAAAACACCUGGGGAAAAAAAAGUAAAAUUUGUUUUGUUAAAAAUGUUUUACAGAAUAAAUAGGUCGUACAAAGCUGUAUAUCUGGGAAAACCUCGUUUGAAAAAUAUAAUCUGAAUCUAUAAAUAAAGAGCUUGUAAAUAA
Silurus meridionalis is the source of this 1375-nucleotide messenger RNA. RefSeq names its product prostaglandin reductase-3-like. NCBI's taxonomy places the organism in Eukaryota, Metazoa, Chordata, Actinopteri, Siluriformes, Siluridae. Gene Ontology annotation, molecular function: oxidoreductase activity; zinc ion binding. Bases 85 to 1236 code for a protein of 383 amino acids. Gene Ontology annotation, cellular component: mitochondrion. The record is from RefSeq and is a predicted model, not a curated record. The transcript is spliced from 2 exons.